Molecule: messenger RNA, 1913 nt
Organism: Zootoca vivipara (common lizard)
Lineage: Eukaryota; Metazoa; Chordata; Lepidosauria; Squamata; Lacertidae
Product: solute carrier family 22 member 7
Biological process (GO): transmembrane transport
Cellular component (GO): membrane
Molecular function (GO): transmembrane transporter activity
Source: RefSeq, a predicted model, not a curated record
AUGAUAUUUGAGGAUGUCCUCCGGGAGGUGAAUGGCUUUGGGAGAUACCAGAUCCUGGUCUUCUUGAUGCUUUGCAUUCCCAGACUGAUGAUCCCCAUGCACUUCCUGCUCCACAAUUUCAUCUCUGCCUCUCCACCUCACCACUGUGUGCUUCCAGCCUUUGCUGGCACUUCCAAUCUCAGCCAGGAUGAGGCCUUCUCCGUUGGCCUCCCAAGAGAGCCCGACGGGACAUUUAGCCCCUGCAAGAUGUUUUCUAGGCCACAGUUUCAGUUGCUGGCAAAUUCUUCCUGGGAGCUGGACAACGCCUCAUUGAUCCUGAGCUGCCAGCAUGGCUGGGUCUACGAUUAUUCACAAUAUGCAUCAACCACGGCCACUGAGUGGGACCUGGUGUGUGAGAAGAAAGGCUUGAACCAGGCAAUUGCUACCUUUUUCUUCAUUGGUGUUACUUUGGGGUCUGUACUUUUUGGCUACUUGUCUGACAGGUUUGGCCGGAGGCGGAUGCUCCUGCUCUCUUUCCUUUCCACGAUGAUCUUUGGGGCCCUGGCUGCGUUUUCAGAGUCUUACCUGAUGUUCAGCAUCACGAGGUCGCUCUGUGGGAUGGGACUCACGGGCGUGUCCAUCAUCUCCUUGAUAUUAGCUGUAGAAUGGACUGACAUCAAGCACCGCACCUUCUGCGGCACCAUCAGCGGCAUUUCCUGGUCUCUUGGGUACAUGCUUUUGGCACUCGUGGCCUACCUGAUUCGGACGUGGCGUUGGCUCCUGUUGGCUGUCACCUCUCCCUGCCUCCUCAGCAUCAUCAUUUGGUGGUGGCUCCCAGAAUCUGCCCGGUGGCUCUUGACAAAGAAGGAGGUGGAGGCAGCGCACGGCUAUCUUUCCAGAUGUGCCAAAGUCAAUGGCAAGAAAGAGUUCGACUCCAAGAUAACUCCAGAUGUCCUGCGGAGGACACUGACCAUAGAGGAGUCGAAGACCUAUUUCUACUGGCACCUGGUGAAGACCCCCAAGCUGAGGAAGACCACCUUGUGUUCUGUGGUCGUAUGGUUUGGUGUGGCGUUCACCUAUUACGGCAUCAGUUUAAACAUCAGCGGUUUCAGCUUGGAUCCGUACGUGACACAUUUUAUCUUUGGGGCCAUUGAGAUUCCUGCCAAAGUCAGUGUGUAUGUUGUCUUGGACCGCAUCGGCCGCAGGCAUUGCCAGGCAUGGACUCUGAUUGGGACGGGAGGCAUGAUUGCUCUGAAUGCAGCCAUCCCUGCAGAGCAAGGGCAUCUCCGAUCGGCGGUGGCCAUCUUGGGCAAGGGAUUCUCCGAAGCUUCUUUCACCACCGUCUUCCUCUACACAGCUGAACUUUUCCCAACGGUGGUCAGGCAGAGUGGUGUUGGCUGCUGUUCAUUCAUGGCGCGGUUGGCCAGCUCCAUAGCUCCUCUGAUCAUGCUGCUAGAUGACACCUGGAGAUACCUGCCUCCCUUGAUAUUCAGUGUGGUGGCACUGGUGUCUGGGACGGUGGCCUUUCUGCUAACAGAGACAACCAACAUCCAGUUGCCAGAGACUAUCGAAGAUGUGGAAGAUGGCAGAAACAAAAAGGCAUUGGGAACCCAAGUACACGGACAAGGCAUGGAUGGAGCAAUCCCUCUUGGGCUGAUGAGUCAAACCGGCACAGAUGCUCCCCUCUCUCAGCAACAGGAAGCCAGCACUGAGUGCAACGGGAAACAACACUGUAACAAGACAUUGCUGGCCAACGGAAUAGACGCUGCUGGAUGCUCGGAAAAAGUCUGAUAUAAUGGGAACUGGCUGCUAAUUGGAGCUGAAAUCCAAUAAGAGGAUAACACUGUCGUGAAGUUAAAUGCCACUGUAUGGCAUUUUAGUUUGUUUCAGUUUUCAGAGAGGGCUGAAUCUGAUAUACUGACCCUAUUUGCUGU